UUUUGCAAGUCUGCAGUCUGCAGUUUUCAGCAUGUCUGCCAGCAUGUCUGCAGAAUCCUCUUAAACCUAAUGUGUUGGGGUCUUAAUUCUGCCUAGGAUUGCCUGAGUUUUCUAGAACAAAUCGCUCUCUUGUGUCUAGUCUAGGAAUACCGCCCUUUAUUUCCCUGCAUUAUUAUUAGAUUUGGUGGCUAUCGCCUACAAGAAUUACAAGAUCAUGGACAGUCAAGUAGUCGUUGAUGGUGUGGUGCUGAGGGGCUCUGACAGUGAAGUUGCCUCGGGACAUUUGCUUGACAUUGUUGAAAAGUCCUGGCGAGAAGACAAACUACCUGAGGAUGAUAUUGCUGUACCAGUAGCUGAGUUGCCAGAUCCUGAAUCCGACAGUGGUGACACGACAUUGACUUUAAAAGAGCAGGACCAGAAAUGGAAAGACCUUGCUCUUGAAAAACUAAGUGACCAUAAUGAAUCCAUCUCAAGCUAGUAAUUAGUUGAAUUUGGUUGUGCCUAAUCACAUGCCCUUUACGUCUGUGAUUGUCACACUUUCUAACUGUUAUUCCCAUACUUACAUUUCAGACGGAUUCAUUGCUUGGGCUCAACGCAAGUUUCCUAGAAUGCUGCGUAUCUAAGUUUAAAAGCUUUUAUUGAGACCUCAUUGGUGUCUUCUUUGCCAGACAUCAGACUGCCGAGAACUUGCCUGCUCACUUGUCACAGAGGAUCAUUCUGGUCACCAUUUGGUUCUUCAUGUUAAGUCAUUUCCAUGUUCUUUGGACGGAUGCUCAGAAUGUGGCCAUUGAAAAUAGAAUGCUGUGUAUGUUUGUCAUUAUUGCUCAUGCUACUGUAGUUGUAUUUAUUCUUUGCUGAAGUAAUCUUGAGAAGGACAUCAGACUAAUCUCAAAAAUAUCCACAUAUGUACCUUAAAGUUGGACAGUUUGGAACGUCUUCAAAUUUUGUUUCUUUUCCACAUGUAUAAUAUAAUCGUCUAUUAAGUAGUAAUUUAAGGUAUCUCAUUUGUGUGCAACUCAUUCUUGUAAAUGUACGUACUGAUGGAGGAAAUGUUCUGUUAGAUUACUCAUACUUGCAGUAUUCUGUAAGCUUAUAAGUACUCAAUUAAAAAUGAUCAAAUAUGUAUAUGAGGCUUAUACAAUCAAUUAUGUAGAAGACACUAUGUCGUGUGUACUCUUUGUUAAUUCUGAAAUUGUUUUUAUGUUAAUUAUCUGUAAAAAUCAAUUGCUGAUCAAGUUGAUGUGGUUUUGUUAAAUGUUUGUUAUUCUUAGUAUUAUUGUAAAUCAAGAAACACCAUGCUCUGGUACUUUAAGCAUCGUAAUAUGUGCUCUUGAUGUACUCAAAUUACACUUGUGGAAGCUAUGUAAAAUAAAAUUUUUAUUUAUCAUUAA
Messenger RNA from Frankliniella occidentalis (western flower thrips), 1391 nucleotides. Its product is annotated as anaphase-promoting complex subunit 13. The record is from RefSeq and is a predicted model, not a curated record. The transcript has 2 exons. Gene Ontology annotation, biological process: protein K11-linked ubiquitination. Lineage: Eukaryota; Metazoa; Arthropoda; Insecta; Thysanoptera; Thripidae. The coding region runs from base 215 to 478 and encodes 87 amino acids. Gene Ontology annotation, cellular component: anaphase-promoting complex.